AGAGACGUUCUAGCGAGCCCAACCACUCCGCUUCUAACGAACAGGGAGUGUGAGCUUCUGCCUUAAAAGACGGGUUACUUGCUAUGGGCAGCUACGAGAAAGAGAACCAUUGAAUGGAAAGGAAAGAAAGAACCUGAGGAGAAACUUGUUCUGUCCUCAUCGGGUAUCACUCACCACCCUCUCAAACCAGCUCAGUCAUCGGCUGAGGCGUAAAGAGCCUACAUGAGUAGCUAUAUGGGACAGUAAAUAAAAGUCUUGGAUAUUGGUGGCGAAUAUUCUCUGAAAAACGAUGGCGUCGAAUGUCUCGUGUCGAACUAAAUCUGUGGCAUGCGAAAGAAGCGGGCACACGGCUGUGGUGUCAGAAAAUGUCUUAUUUGUUUGGGGAGGCUAUGUGGUAAGCAGAUACAGCUAACAGCCACCUGCAGCUCUAAACGCUUAAGAGACAUUGUACCCAAACAUUGGCGUUCGUCAAGAAUCCGUUAUUAUCUACAUGCUUUCGUGAAUUUUAAAAUGUGUUAAAAAGGCAUUUUUAGCCUGUAUUAAAGGCCCAGUACAGUGUUUUCCCUUCUUACUCAAAGUCUAAUGUGAUUAUCCGCAUGCUGUUCUUUUCAACUCAACUCAUGUUGUACAAGCAGCGCAUAAAUGACCUGUGAAGUUUUAGAUUAUUUGUACACUGCCCCCUAACCACCUUCUUGGAAUUACACUUAUUUGGCUUGCUGCAUACCACUAUUUGAUUACAACAAAUUAUAGUCUACCUUUUAUUGCAUAUUCAUAAAGUGUGAAAUCAACUCGCUCCAAGUCACUCUUCUUGACAGUAUGACCCAUGCUCGCUCUCCCCACUUAGAUCCCAGUAAUGAGAUCAAACGAAAAAAGGCUUAAAUUUCUUUGUGGGUCUAUAGUGAACUUUUUUUAAAUUCUUUGUGUGGUUUUGCCUGUGAACAUCUACAUCCACAACCUAGCACAAUUAACAGCAAACAAUAAACCAUGGGACAUUCAGUCAGUUGCUGAUCAUGAAGUUUUCCUACCAAAUGAUGAGAUAUGGCUGUAUGACUUGGAAAGCGGUUUAUGCAAGGGAAAAGUUUAACAUGGGUGGAGAAAUCCCUCCUUCCAUGUCAGGCUCUUGUGGCUGCAUUCUGAAUGGACACAUGUAUAUAUUUGGAGGAUGUGGAGAUACCGGUCAGACCAAUGAGCACUAUUCAGUGAAUCUCCAUGAUGACAAGUACUGCUGGAAAAAAAUAAGACAUCACUCAGGAUUACUUCCCACGCCACGAGAUAAGCUUUCCUGUUGGGUUUACAAAAGCAGCAUUAUUUAUUUCGGUGGAUAUGGUCACAAACUGCUGAGGGCAAUCGAUAACCCCAUGACCUUCAUUGUGGAUGAGGCAUCUUGGGUAGAAGACAUCUAUUGGGGGUGGAACAAUGAAGUUCAUGUGUUUGAUUCCAGAGCAAAAAGUUGGAAUAAACCAAAAACAUUUGGACAAGCCCCUGCACCAAGAGCUGCGCAUGCCAGUGCCACCAUAGGCAACAAAGGGUAUGUCUGUGGUGGGAGAAAAAUGGAGACAAGAACAAGUGACAUUCACUGUCUCGAUUUGGACUCAUGGACUUGGACUGAAAUUGUACCUACAACCGCAGUGCCUUUGGGGCGUUCAUGGCAUACUCUAACAGCGGUAUUGGACACCUCACUUUUUCUGUUUGGUGGACUUAGCGUGGACUCUAGACCCCUGAGUGAUGGUUGGAUGUUCGAUCUGAAGACAAAAGGAUGGACAGAGAUGAAACAUUCAAAUAUGGACAAACCCCGACUGUGGCACACAGCUUGCCUGGGAAGGGACUCUGAUGUUAUAGUGUUUGGAGGAAGUCAUGAUGAUAUCAUUUUGGUGGAUAGUGGACAUUCCAAUGACACUCUUGUUUUCCAGACCCAGCCUUACUCCUUUGUACGGUUAUGUGUCGACUUCAUUGCAAGCAAUGCAAAUAUGUUCCAGACCCAGUUGGCAUGUUUACCACCCAGGCUGAGACAGGCUGUGGAAAAAAGGAUGACCUUUUUUUAGCCAACGAGAAAUUCACAGAGAGUUUUGAGAACUAUGGAGUAAACUUCUAUGGAUAUAUACGCAUUGCCAUAUCAGCUGCUUAAUCCGUAUUUCUGUGUUCUUUACUAUAACAGAGCAAAAAGUAUUAGAAAACAUUUUAAUUGAUGCUAUAUUUCACUUAGUUUUUUUCUCUGUGAUGUGUAGAUUAAAUACACCUUUAUUAUGGAUUUCAGUACUGUUUCAUUUAACUUUUAAGUGUGUUCAGUAAGCACAGGAAUGUAACAUUCAUUUAUGAAUGUGAAUGCUGCUUUAUUCUGCUGAAGAAAUGCUGGAUUGUUAUUGAGCAUAGCAAAAGAAAUGGCAGCUUGGACGUGUGAAGUCAAAGAAAAAAGAGGAUAAAUAAAAAACUCUGUUCAAUAAACAUCCCUAAAUGUCAUACUGCCAGCUCUGUGGUAUAUGUCAAAUAUGUCAAUAUUUUAAUGACAUUCUUGUCUACAAAAAUGUCCAAUAAAUAUUGAUGAUUGA
Molecule: messenger RNA, 2546 nt
Organism: Pygocentrus nattereri (red-bellied piranha)
Lineage: Eukaryota; Metazoa; Chordata; Actinopteri; Characiformes; Serrasalmidae
Product: kelch domain-containing protein 1
Exons: 13
Coding region: 1011-2042 (343 amino acids)
Molecular function (GO): protein binding
Source: RefSeq, a predicted model, not a curated record